Molecule: messenger RNA, 2194 nt
Organism: Molossus molossus (Pallas's mastiff bat)
Lineage: Eukaryota; Metazoa; Chordata; Mammalia; Chiroptera; Molossidae
Gene: PTCD3
Product: pentatricopeptide repeat domain 3
Exons: 24
Coding region: 25-2088 (687 amino acids)
Biological process (GO): mitochondrial translation
Cellular component (GO): mitochondrion
Molecular function (GO): rRNA binding; ribosomal small subunit binding; protein binding
Source: RefSeq, a predicted model, not a curated record
ACAUGCAAUGCGAAGACACCGAAGAUGGCGGCGGCGGCUUCGUUUCGCUGGCUGAGGCUCCGCCGUAGGCUUUGCCUGCCGCUGACGGAUCAGCGGGCAGGUGCAUGUGGACUGGCCCCUAGUUGCAGACUUUAUUCUGGAAGUACAGCCCUCCCAAAGGUUGAAGGAACUGAUGUAACAGGGAUUGAAGAAGUGGUCAUUCCAAAAAGGAAAACGUGGGAUAAAGUGGCCGUUCUGCAGGCACUUGCAUCCACAGUAAACAGGGAUACCACAGCUGCCCCUUAUGCAUUUCAAGAUGAUCCUUAUCUCAUACCAACAACCUCUGCGGAAUCACGUUCAUUUUUAUUGGCAAAGAAGUCCGGGGAGAAUGCAGCAAAGUUUAUUAUUAAUUUAUAUCCCAAAUAUUUUCAGAAAGACAUAGCUGAACCUCAUAUACCGUGUUUGGUGCCUGAGCACUUGGAACCUCAGAUCGAAGAUGUAAGCGAGGCUGCCCUAAAGGAACGAAUCAAGCUAAAAAAAGUCAAAGCUUCAGUGGACAUGUUUGAUCAACUCUUGCAAGCAGGAACCACUGUAUCUCUGGGAACAACUAAUAAUCUCUUGGAUUUAUUGUGUUACUAUGGUGACCAAGAGCCCUCGGCUGAUUAUCAUUUUCAACAAAGGGAAAAAUCAGAGGAGUUGGAAGAGGCCGCAGAGGAAAACAAGGGGAAAUCUAGGAAGAAGGCUGGUCAUCAGUUUGGAGUUACUUGGAGAGCAAAAAACAAUGCUGAGAGAAUCUUUGCUCUGAUGCCAGAAAAAAAUGCAUAUUCCUACUGCACAAUGAUCCGAGGAAUGGUGAAGCACCGAGCUCCUGUGCAGGCAUUAAACUUGUACACCGAAUUAUUAAACAACAGACUCCGUGCUGAUGUAUACACCUUCAAUUCAUUGAUUGAAGCAACAGCAAUGAUGAGUGAGAAAUUUGACGAAAAAUGGAAUAAUAUAUUGGAGCUGCUGAAACAAAUGGUUGCACAGAAGGUGAAACCAAAUCUACAGACUUUUAAUACCAUUCUGAAAUGUCUCAGGAGAUUUUAUGCAUUCGGAAGACUGCCAGCAUUGCAGACCUUACGUGAGAUGAAAGCCAUCGGAAUAGAACCCUCACUUGCAACAUACCACUAUAUUAUUCAGCUGUUUUAUCAACAUGAAAGCCCUUCAAAAGGCUCAUCCCCCGUGAUCUAUGAUAUCAUGAACGAAAUUAUAGGAAAGAAGUUUUCCCCCCGGGACCCGGAUGAUGAUAUGUUUUUUCAAUCAGCCAUGAGAGUUUGCUCCUCUCUCAAAGAUCUAGAACUUGCUUACCAAGUACACGGCCUUUUAAACACUGGAGACAACCGGAAAUUCAUUGGACCUGAUCAUCGGCGUAAUUUCUAUUAUUCCAAGUUCUUCAAUUUGAUAUGUCUCAUGGAACAGAUUGAUGUGACCUUGAAAUGGUAUAAGGACCUGAUACCUUCAGUCUUCUUUCCCCAUUCCCAAACAUUGAUAGAUCUUCUCCAAGCAUUGGAUGUGGCCAACAGGCUAGACAUGAUUCCUGAGGUUUGGAAAGAUAGUAAAGAAUAUGGCCACACUUUUCGCAGUGACCUCAAGGAAGAGAUUCUGAUGCUCAUGGCAAGGGAUCGGCAUCCACCAGAGCUUCAGGUGGCGUUCGCUGACUGUGCCGCGGACAUCAGGUCUACUUACGAGAGUCAAGAUGCCAGACAGAUUGCUCCUGACUGGCCAGCCAGCGCUCUGAACUGUGUAGCUGUCCUCUUCUUACGGGCUGGGAGGACCCAGGAGGCCUGGAAGAUGCUGGGGCUUUUCAGGAAGCAUAAUAAGAUCCCCAGAAACGAGUUGCUGAAUGAGUUCAUGGACAGUGCAAAAGCAUCCAACAGCCCUGCCCAGGCCAUCGAGAUAGUGAAGCUGGCCAGUGCCUUCAGCUUACCUAUUUGUGAGAGCCUCACACAGAGGGUAACGGCUGACUUCACAAUCAGCCAGGAACAAAAGGAGGCCCUGGGGCCCCGAACUGCCUGUGACAGCAGCAGUGACAGUGGCGGCGACAGCGACGUCGGUGAAGGCAGAUGAAAGUGGCCAGUCAGGAGGAGCCCCCGUGGCCUAGCGUGAGCUGUUCAUAUUUAACUGUGAUCUGAAUAAAGGAAUCCAGGUCUGGCGAGCUUUGAAAUGCAGUUGC